CCACCAUAGCCCCCCGACUGGACUGAUACAGUAGCCCCCACCCUUCCCUCCUCCACUCCACUUUCCCCCCAUCCCCGCCGCCGUUGGUCGGUCGGCCUCCCGCCGCGGCCGCUCCGCUCCACCAGGAGCAUGCCCUUGGGUUUUUCACCGCUGCUGCCACCAAGAGGUUCAGGCUCAGGCCGCGUCGCGACGAGCCGCCCCCCGCUGGCACGCGCGCCCGCGCCAGCAAAAAGGCGAAGAUUCCCGGCCAAGCCUCCAGUCCCCUCCACACCAUCCUCCUCCACCUCCUCGCCCCUGUAGCCCAGAUCUGCCGCUCGCCCCCAUCCCCCUCCCCCGCUCCCCGCGCCGCCAGAUUCGCCGCCGACAUGCGCCCGCCGCGGCAGUGCCUCUGACCCAACGGGGGAAACAAAAAAGGCUUCCGCUUUCGAGACUCCUCCGCCCCGCUCCGAUGGGGUGCGGCCAGUCCAAGCUGGAGGAGGAGCUGGCCGUGAAGCACUGCCGGGAGCGCUCCGAGCUGCUGGCCAGCGCCAUCCGACACCGCUACGCGCUCGCCGACGCGCACCGCGCCUACGCCGACUCGCUCGCCAGGGUCGGCGACGCGCUGCACAACUUCGUCCGCGGCGUCCAGACGCUGCCCCCGCCGCCGCCCGAGCCCACGCUCCACCUGCCCCCCGGCAACCGCAAGGGGGACGGCCUGCCCGCCGCCUCGCCCGCCAACAACCCUGGCGGCCGCGGCGGGCCCGCAAUCGCCUCCUCCUCCAACGGCCAGGCGCCGCCGCCCGUCGCCAAGCAGGUCCGCAUCAACCCCGACGACGAGCACAUCCACUUCCACUCCGACGGGGACUCCGAUUCCGAGGACGGCCACAUCAAGUUCCACUCCGACGACGAGGCCAACCCGGCCCAGCGCCGCCCCGAGAUCGUUCGGUCCGCCGGGGAGCCGCCGGGCCAGAGGCCGCCGCCGCAGCAGAUGGGGCAGCCGCAGUACGGCUCCUCCGCGUACGGCCCGCCGCCGUCGUAUGGUGCUCCUCCGGGGUACGGGUAUGGAUAUCCCCCUCCACCUGACUACGGCGGCAUGGGUGGCCCCGGCGGCUAUGACCCGGGCUAUGGUGGCAUGGGGGGCGCCGGAGGGAAUGGACCGGGAUACAGCAGCAUGGGACCACCGCCACCCAGUAGUGAUGGCUAUGACCCACCGGGCUACGGCGGCAUUGCUGGCUAUGGCCAGAGCUUCUUCAACUAUUCCCGUAGCCAGCCCCCACCGCCGUCCGUUUCACACCAGCACCGGCCGGAGGCCACCGACGCCACGGUCAAGACCUUCUUCAACAUCAGCUACGCGCGUGGUCAGCCACCGCCGCCGUCCGUAUCGUUUGAGCAACGCCCGGAGGCCAGUGAUGCUACGGUUCAGACCUUCUUCAAUACCAGCUAUGCGCGGGGACAGCCCCCUCCACCGUCGGCAGGGUACGAGCAACGCCCGCAGGCCAGUGAUGCCAGGGUCCACUAUUAUGGUGACGGCGGCGCACAGCCGCCGCCGCGCGGGUACAAUGGGUAUGCCGCCCCGCCACAGAGUUCCUAUAACCAGUAUGCCUAUGGUGGUUACUAUGGCGGUGCUGCUGCUCCACCUCCGGCAGAUAUGCCAUCCACCUCCCGCGAGGAAGCCGCGCCACCACCGCCUCCAUCUCCGCCAAGGGUGUCUACUUGGGACUUCUUGAACCCAUUUGAGACCUAUGGGAGCUACUAUGAGCAGCCAGCUGCAGCUCCAACGCCAUACACUCCCAGCAGGAGUUCCAAAGAUGUGCGCGAGGAGGAGGGCAUCCCUGAUUUGGAGGAUGAGGACAUGGAGGUAGUCAAGGAAGCUUAUGGUGAUGACAAGCACCCCAAUGGGUACACUGGGAAAGGGAAGGCGGCAAAGGAGGAAGGUAGGAGCAGUACUGGGGAUGAACUGCCCCGUGACUCCAAGUCGUCGGUGCCAAGUAGCAGUGGGAGCAGCUUGGAUCAUGAUGUUCAUGUAGUGGAGAAGAGUGUUGUCGGAGAACAGGUGCAGCGAACUGACGCACGCCAACAUGUUGCUGGCCUGCCGCCCACAGGAUCAGAGAAGACGUACGUUGAUGACAAUGAGGUGGUGCUCGAGAUCAAGGCUCAGUUCGAGCGUGCCUCCAGUUCAGCUGGUGAGGUGUCCAAGAUGCUUGAGGUCGGCAAGAUGCCUUACUACCAGAAAAGUUCCGGCUUCAAAGUAUCUGCGAUGAUGAUUUGUGGGAUACCGACAAUGGAGGAGGAGUUCCUGCGGUUCGAAGAGGACAAAGCAAUGGGAUGUGGCAACCUUUCCUCGACGCUGCAGAAACUCUACAUGUGGGAAAGGAAGCUUCUUCAGGAAGUUAAGGCUGAAGAGGAGGAAAGGCUCAAGUACGAUAGGAAACGCCAGGACCUGCAAAUAUUAGAUGAGAAAGGUGCAGAAGCUGAAAAGAUCAUAGCGACGGAAAAGGAAAUAAGGAAGUUAUCAACAAGGAUAAGCAUAGCUAUUCAGGUUGUGAACACUAUCUCAGGCAAGAUCAGUAAGCUAAGGGAUGAUGAGUUAUGGCCACAAACAUGUGAGCUCAUUCAAGGGUUGAUGCGGAUGUGGGACGUUAUGUUAGAAUGCCAUCAGAUCCAGCUGCAUGCCAUAUCCCAAGCUAAAAACAUAGACUCCAUGAUAGAUACUGCAAGGUUUGGUGAAGAUCACAUGACCUUGAUCAAGAGUCUAGAGCUUCAGCUAUUGGACUGGACUACCUGCUUUGCCGGAUGGGUUGCCGCUCAAAAGAACUAUGUUAGUACGUUGAAUGAGUGGCUGCUGAAAGGAGUUGAUUAUGUACCCGAGGAAACGGACGACGGCGUCCCUCCAUUUUCUCCUGGACGGUUAGGUGCACCGCCCAUCUUUGUGAUAUGUAAUAAUUGGGCAGCCGGUGUGGCGAGGAUAUCCGAGAAGGAAGUCGUCAAGGCAAUGCAGGCAUUUGCGUCCAAUGUCCUCCACCUCUGGGAGAAGCACAGGUCGCAGCAAAGGCAGGGUAUGAUGGCGAAUAAAGGUAUGGACAGGGGCCUGAGAGUGAUGGAGAAGGAUGAACAGGCAAUGCGCAAGGCUCUGGAAGCAAAGAACAAGAAGCUUGUCCUGGUUUCUGACCAGACAGGCGUGUCCUUGUCCGCACAGGUGUUACAAGGCGCAGGCCCCCAGGCCGAAAACAGCAGUUUGCAGUCAAGUCUGCGGAAUAUUUUUGAAGCGAUGGAGACCUUCACUGCUGCCUCCGCAAAUACUUACAAGGAUCUCAAUCUUCGCGCGGAGGAAGAGAAAGCUCGAGUUGCCGAAGAGAGCAGUGGCAGUGUUCCGUAGCUCCCACGCUUAUGUUUGCUGCUACAAGAGGACACAAGCCUUUGUCAGUGCAAAGAAAACUGACCAUGGUGAUUCAGAUCGGAACUGUAGUGUGCAUGGCUGUGGCUUGAUUCUGGUGGCUGGCUUCCCGUUGAUGCACCCGCCAUCCUUUAGCUCUCCACAUUUUGGCUGUGGCGAUGCCGAGCAGGUCUGAGGCAGGCUGAGACAUGAUGAGACCUCACCUUGUUGAAUUGAGAAUAGCCUUUGAGGGAUUGGAUGGCUGGCCGUCUGCUCAGGCCAUACCUGAGAAGUAGCAAGGAAACUGUAGUGUCAAUCGAAUCAAGAGGAGGCACUCGCGGCUACUCAUGCAUCUCAGCAACACAGCAGCACCGGGGCAGCCAAUCCCUGAUCUAAGCAAUGGGGUUUCCAUACACCGCACAGAGUGAAGAAAGAAACCCGAUCGUCAUGCUGCCAGGAGUUGGACGCUGCUGAAAUGUGAGUUGUACAGGUUCCAGCGGUGGCGGUGCCGAGGGGUAAGCGGAGCCGGUGAUCGAACUGGGCAGCAGCUUUGCAUAGCCAGAGCAGCGACUCUUUGAGUAGAGCAGUAUAGGGUGGUACUUGACCUAGAGGCCGAUCGAUCAACCAUAGGAUAUAGUAGUAGAUGAUAUUUUAUGGCUGCUAACCGCCCCUCUGGCCUUCGGUCACCUGAAUUUUUUGGUUGUUCUUGUUGGUUGUGUUUAUUCGUAUAGAAGAAUGUACUAUGAUUCAUUGGUGCCGUUGGUUGGUUUGGUUGUCUUGUGUACAGCUGCUGGCUAAUUUAGUAGCUUAACUGAAA
This is a messenger RNA of Hordeum vulgare subsp. vulgare (domesticated barley), 4169 nucleotides long. RefSeq names its product protein ROLLING AND ERECT LEAF 2-like. The record is from RefSeq and is a predicted model, not a curated record. Bases 449 to 3355 code for a protein of 968 amino acids. Lineage: Eukaryota; Viridiplantae; Streptophyta; Magnoliopsida; Poales; Poaceae. The transcript is spliced from 4 exons.